CUUUUACAACCUCACAAAUCUUUGACCACCUUUGCGUGUAACAUACGGCAGCAUUUGGGAGUGAAGAUCCAACAACUAGAUUAAAUCAUUCUAUACGGCUAUAGAUGCCAUGCUUCCUUUCGUUCAAGUAUCCCGUUUAAUUAUUACAAAACUUUGCUAACUUAGCGUUAUAUACGACAAAUAGAUAGGAACUGACGAGUUACAACCAACCGGGGCUGUAUUGCGACUAUGAAGGUACGCGGGGACCAAUCCCGGGUUGGGCCCCGAGGGCUCCCUGAGGGCCCCCUGAAUACUAAAAUAUGUGCUUACCUGUCUCGCACCGCUCCAUACCCGAGGCCGCAGCUUUCACAAGUUGGUCAAUUUCAAGGCAACAACAAGAAAGCAGACAACACCACCAGAGUUAGUUGUAUACUUGGUCCAACUGAUUGUCAUCCUUAUUACUUCUUACAUCCUCCCAAGAUCUGCCGUUUGUCUUUAAUUACGACGUGGCAACACCAAACGAACCGACCAGGCAAUCAAGAUGUCCGGAUGAAGGACGGCGCAUCAACGGCCAUUUCACCUGCGACCCAGCUACCUCUAGCUUCAUUCGCGUCCUCGAUUCGCUCGUUUAGCAUCGUCAUUGACACCAUAGUCACCCCCACUACAGCUAAUAACCACCACCGAGUUGACCGGUUGAAGUACCCACGGCUUUCGUUCAUGGUGCUGCAUUUACUUACAAUACAGGCUAUUCCAGCUGAAUGUAAGAAGUUAUUUUCAUCUGCCGGUAAAAUAGUCACUUCACUGUUAAUGUCCAAGACGGCAGAGCGACGAAAGUGAGGAGCUCUAGUUCUCCCUCGAAGUUGAUGGCGGAAUAGUCCCGGACAACGGGGAAAAGUCUUUGAGCCCAGAAUGACCUUGUUAUUUGGGAUAACAGGUCCACAUUUCACUGCGCAACAUAUGACUAUGAUGCAUAGAGGCCUGGCCAUCGUGUGUGCAGUCUAGGACAGGCUCCUGAUUUAGACCUCGAGAGCAAAAGCCGCAGACAAGCAAUCCAAGGUUGAACGAGAAAUAA
Messenger RNA from Pseudomassariella vexata, 1051 nucleotides. RefSeq lists its product as uncharacterized. The transcript is spliced from 4 exons. Lineage: Eukaryota; Fungi; Ascomycota; Sordariomycetes; Amphisphaeriales; Pseudomassariaceae. The record is from RefSeq and is a predicted model, not a curated record. Bases 229 to 816 code for a protein of 195 amino acids.